AUGGAAGACAAAUCCCCAAAGGCAUUGGGUGGAGCUGCACUUAAUCUGAAGAGAAAGCAAUCCACCCAAAGUGUUACACGUAUGACUGAAGUUCCAACAACAACAAAUUUGGUUGUCAAACAAAUGAGAUUAGUUGGAGAUGAUAGCCGACCAACUGGCUCUGGUCCUGGUAUUUCAAAGUUCUUGGUUAAGUAUUUUUUGAACUAUAAGAAAAGUGGGUUGCCAAAACGUUUGAUGUUCUAUAAAAAUGGUGAGUGGUCAGACUAUCCUGAGGAUGUUGUUAACUUGGUUAGGAAAGAUUUUGAAAUCAAGAAGGCAGCUGUGGAGAUAGAAUUUGAUGGUCAAAAUAUUGUUCUAGACUUUUUGCAUAUGUAUAAUGUUAAUUUACAAACAGGUUUGCAACAACCCAUUGCUUGGAUUGAUGAGGCCGAGAGUUGCUUUUUCCCUGAACUUUUUGAUGGUUCCGAUGAUGAACCUUAUAACCAAGACAUAGAAAUAGAUUUAGAUGCUUAUAUUGAACCUGUAUAUGGAAGACAGGAUGUAGAUUCUGUAAGAAAAUUGUUUCUCACGGGAAUGGAUACUUUCGGCAUUAGCGAGGGUGAUAUCGUGGAUGUUUACCGUAGCUCGGGCAUCUCAAUGCAAGCGCGACUAGAGUUAUUCCAGAAGCAAGCUGAUAUCACAAAAGGAAUUCAUGGUGAUGCUAAUGUUCGAUACGGUUGGCUUGCAUGUUCUAAAGAGGAACUGACUACAAUGAUGGAAUAUGGGCUUGGUCACAAUGCACUAUCAUCAUGCAAGUGCAUAUAUGGAUUUGGUGUUCAUCUUGCUACUAUUACCCACCCUUAUGUCUGUGCUCCUUAUUGUGAUGUUGACGAAAAUGGAGUUAGGCACAUGGUCCUUUGUCGUGUAAUAAUGGGGAACAUGGAGCCUCUUCAUCGUGGCAAUAAUAAGAUUCGUCCUAGUGGUUUCAAAUAUGAUAACGGGGUUGAUGACAUUCAACACCCAAAAUACUUUGUGGUUUGGAAUAUGAAUAUGAAAACUCAUAUCUAUCCAGAAUUUGUUGUCAGCUUCAAGGCACCUUUGGACGCAGAAGCUUGUUUAAAAGAGAGUGAGAAAAAUGUUUCUGGGAAUAACUAUUCUACCUUGGAUACUGAAAAGAAGAUUUCACAUGAUGAUUUUGUGAUGAAGCUGCGAUUAAUUGUAGGAGACGAUAUACUGAGAUCUGUAGUAACUAAUCUUCGAGACAAGGGACCAUCAAAUGAUGAUCUAGACGAUGUAACUGAGAAUUUUAAAUAA
Messenger RNA from Vicia villosa (hairy vetch), 1293 nucleotides. RefSeq names its product inactive poly [ADP-ribose] polymerase RCD1. NCBI's taxonomy places the organism in Eukaryota, Viridiplantae, Streptophyta, Magnoliopsida, Fabales, Fabaceae. Bases 1 to 1293 code for a protein of 430 amino acids. Gene Ontology annotation, molecular function: NAD+ poly-ADP-ribosyltransferase activity. The transcript is spliced from 5 exons. The record is from RefSeq and is a predicted model, not a curated record.